Molecule: messenger RNA, 357 nt
Organism: Aspergillus bombycis
Lineage: Eukaryota; Fungi; Ascomycota; Eurotiomycetes; Eurotiales; Aspergillaceae
Product: LSM domain-containing protein
Exons: 2
Coding region: 1-357 (118 amino acids)
Cellular component (GO): NatC complex
Source: RefSeq, a predicted model, not a curated record
AUGGAUGAAAACCAAGCCGUCCAGUAUUUGGAAUCCUUGAUUGGCCAAACACUGCGAGUCCAUGCGACAGACACGCGCAUUUUCGUGGGCGCUUUCAAGUGUACAGAUUCGGCGCGAAAUAUUAUCCUCGCGAGCACAUACGAAUAUCGCUUUCCUAGCCCCUCAGCAGUUCGAGAUGCUGCCACUGACGCAGAAAACCAAGACUCCGCGAUAGGCGCAGCAUCCCAGAAUGUCAGAGUGAAUAUGACAAGUCGAUUUAUUGGUCUUGUGGUCGUGCCUGGUCAGCAUAUCACGAAGAUCGAGUUGGAGGAGACCCCUCAGCAGAGUCGCGUGCGGGAAACGCUCAAAAAAUCAUAG